CCUGGCACCAACACACGCUUCAGACACACGGUUGACGGAGUGUCGCUGGAGCCAGGAGUUGUUCAUCGUACAUACAAAAAAAAUUGAUCAGGACAUUCAAAGUAGAGGGUAGUUGUUGUGUUUACCAAAUACCUGUGGAAAUGAGCGACGAUGACCGCGAUAUCGAUAUUGAGAGCGAUGAAGGUGAUGACUCUGACUCCAGGCAAAGGCACUCUAACAAUACCCAGUACUACUCGCAGGCUGAAAAACGCGCUCACCACAAUGCACUGGAGAGAAAACGACGGGAUCACAUAAAGGACAGCUUUUCGAGUCUUCGAGACUCGGUGCCAGCUUUACAAGGAGAGAAAGUUGCGAGUAGAGCGCAGAUACUGAAGAAAGCCGCAGAAUAUAUACAGUUUAUGAGGCGUAAAAACACAUCCCAUCAACAGGAUAUUGACGAUUUAAAACGCCAGAACACUCUGCUGGAAUCUCAGAGUUUGUGUCUUCGCAAUUUUCGAACAUUGGAAAAGGCUAAAAUAACUGGAAACUAUGCCGCCGAGUCUUGCGAAGUCUCGAAAUCUGAUUCCGUCGGAAUUGGAUCUUACAAUGAUUCGGAAUCAGAAUCCUCCGACAGUGAAACAGGCAGGACUAUUCGUAAUCAUAAGAAGCUAAAAGUGGGGGGGAUGCAUCACUGACGGAAGUCUUAAGAUAUACAAUAAGGAAACAAAAAAAGG
Molecule: messenger RNA, 713 nt
Organism: Diprion similis
Lineage: Eukaryota; Metazoa; Arthropoda; Insecta; Hymenoptera; Diprionidae
Gene: Max
Product: protein max
Exons: 4
Coding region: 141-674 (177 amino acids)
Biological process (GO): positive regulation of transcription by RNA polymerase II
Cellular component (GO): RNA polymerase II transcription regulator complex
Molecular function (GO): protein dimerization activity; DNA-binding transcription factor activity
Source: RefSeq, a predicted model, not a curated record